Messenger RNA from Tetrahymena thermophila SB210, 174 nucleotides. RefSeq lists its product as hypothetical. Lineage: Eukaryota; Ciliophora; Oligohymenophorea; Hymenostomatida; Tetrahymenidae. The transcript has 2 exons. The record is from RefSeq and is a predicted model, not a curated record.
AGUUAGCAAUUUAAUUGCACCCAAGCUAGCAACGAUAUGAAGAGUUCAGCUUAAUAUAGGCUUGCAAAUUUAAUGGGACUGACUGACUCAUUCAAAAAAGAAUAAGUAAGUUGUUCAAAAAUUUGCCAAAAGAUUUUUAUCUAAGUAGUUUUUUGCAAAUUAAAAAUUUGCUGA